AAAAAAUAUUUUUACCAACUUUUUGUGCAAGUAAACAACGAAAAAUAAGUAAAAUAUUUUAAUUCAAACCGAACGUAGCCUUGGUAAAUUUCUAAAUAAAAAAUCGGAGGAUUGUAGUAUUACCAUUGUUAGAAAGUGUAGGCUAUAACAACUAUAACAACAACAAAAAUGAUAAUGGACAGGUGCUAUAUGUGGGCCAGCAAGCCUUGUGAACUCAAUGAUGGACCUGCAUCAAGGGGCCCUAAUGCUACUAGGCCCAACCAUGAAUGCCAAGGUAGCCUCUGAACUAUCAGAAAGAAUUCCUCACCUGGGCUUGAGAAUGAAAGAGCAUUCCCACAGGGCCUUGAAUUACUCAAAGAGAAUGAAGAGAAUGGGAGUCAAAGUCAUCUACCCGGGGCUAGAGGAACACCCAGAUCACAAUCUGUUGAAGUCAAUGGCAAACAAAGAGUACGGGUACGGUGGACUACUAUGCGUGGACAUGGAAACAGAGGAAAGGGCAAACAGGUUGAUGAACAACUUGCAAAACAUAACACAGUUUGGGUUCAUGGCAGUGAGCUUGGGGUAUCAUGAGACACUUAUGUCGUGCUCGGGUAGCAGCACAAGCAGCGAAAUGAAUGCCCAAGAGAAGGCGAUGGCGGGGAUUUCGCCUGGUUUGGUUAGGAUGUCAAUAGGGUAUAGCGGGACUAUGGAGCAGAGAUGGAACCAGUUUGAGAAGGCACUCUCCAGAAUGAAUGACACAGCCUCCGUUUGGGAAAUUCAUUCUGCCAAGUCAUUCUGUACAGAGUAUGAGAAAUCAAAGGCAGUUGCAGAUAAGAUCGCCUUAGAUGCCGCCUCAGAGGGGGUUCCUAUCGUGGUUGUCUAUCCCGGAGUUGUAUACGGUCCCGGCAAACUCACCGCUGGAAAUAUAGUCGCACGUUUGAUUAUUGAACGUUUUAAUGGGCGGUUACCUGGUUAUAUAGGCUAUGGAAAUGAUAAGUUUUCUUUUAGUCAUGUUGAUGAUGUAGUAGAAGGGCACCUUGCAGCUUUGAACAAAGGUCGACCAGGCGAAAGAUAUCUUCUAACAGGUGAAAAUGCAUCGUUCAUGCAUGUUUUUGAUAUAGCUGCAGCCAUCACUGAAACGAAGAGGCCUUGGUUUAACAUUCCGUUAUCUGUCAUUGAGGUUUAUGGAUGGAUAUCACUUUUUUUCUCUAAAAUAACAGGAAAGCUUCCCCUGAUCAGCCCCCCGACAGUGUAUGUUCUUGGACAUCAGUGGGCUUACUCUUGUGAGAAGGCCAAGGCAGAGUUGGGGUAUAACCCUAGAAGCUUGCAAGAAGGUCUAGCAGAGGUACUACCCUGGUUGAAGAGCUUGGGCUUGAUAAAAUACUAGAUUGAUGAUAUUUGGCUUGUGAUGUGGGUGUACAUGUACUAAUAUUGCUGUAUAUUAGCAGCCUAUCAUGAUAUGAGUGCAUUUAUGUUGA
Messenger RNA from Camellia sinensis, 1457 nucleotides. The record is from RefSeq and is a predicted model, not a curated record. NCBI's taxonomy places the organism in Eukaryota, Viridiplantae, Streptophyta, Magnoliopsida, Ericales, Theaceae.